This is a messenger RNA of Funneliformis geosporum, 206 nucleotides long. Lineage: Eukaryota; Fungi; Glomeromycota; Glomeromycetes; Glomerales; Glomeraceae. The record is from the annotation of a GenBank genome assembly.
GCAGAUAGUGCAGUUCAAUCUUAUUGGACUCAUAUUCAUAAUAAUCAAAUUCAUGCUCCUCCAAAAUUUAAAGGGUUUAAUUAUAAACCUUCAGCAACAUCAUCAGUAACAAUAACACCAUUAUCAUCAAACAAUAAUAAGUUGGUAUAUCAAUCCUUGGAUUAUAUCUGUAAAAAUAAGAAUGGCUAUAUUGAGGAUCAUUUAUG